Messenger RNA from Talaromyces stipitatus ATCC 10500, 1829 nucleotides. RefSeq lists its product as uncharacterized. The record is from RefSeq and is a predicted model, not a curated record. The coding region runs from base 1 to 1608 and encodes 535 amino acids. The transcript has 4 exons. NCBI's taxonomy places the organism in Eukaryota, Fungi, Ascomycota, Eurotiomycetes, Eurotiales, Trichocomaceae.
AUGGAGGCUCAUAACUUGGACGCCGCUUCAAAUUAUAUCAAUAAUUUGUUGCUGGCCCGAGGACUGCUGAGAAAUGGCAAACCAAUCAAUUUUGCGCAUCCGGACAAUGGCGAAGAGGGAUCCGAUGCCACCAUGGCCCAGAUUAUCAACCUGAUAAAUGACCUAGUUGUUCGAAGAGAUCGAGAAGCCGAACAUCGCGAAAACCUGGCGAGCACGAUUCGGACUUUGCGAGCCGCAGAAUCGCAGCAAGUGGAUGAUAUAGAAAAACUAAAAACCAAAAACGCCGAGCUGAAGCGGUCGGUCGCCCUCGCCGAAGGGCAACAGCGAGUCAUAAAGCAGAAUUUAUCGAGCGCAGAGACGACAGUGCGACAGCUGAAGGAACAAAUGCAAAAACUGAAAACCACAAUCCAACAGGUCCGAGCUCAAUGCGCGAACGAUGUUCGAAAACGGGAUAUGGAGUUACAGAAACUGAAGACACAUCUCAGUGACCGACAGCGAGGGAAGCGGGAAGGCUUAGGAGUGACUACAAUCAAUAUCAAUCGUACUGCAGACAUCAUACACAAACUGGAACCGGAUGUUAACAACCCAGGCUAUAGCUUGAAGCAGGAGACGACCGAGUUUCUAACCCAGCUCUGCCAGAGUUUGAGCGACGAAAACGAUACGUUGAUCAAUUUAUCAAGAACAACCAUUCAGACCCUCAGAGAACUACAAGGACUCUCAGAUGCGCCAGAUGGGAACACGUCCGCUUUCAACAUGUCGCAGACGGUUAUUCAAGGAGGUGCGGUCAGUACCAUACCUACGAAUGUAAUGGCCUUAUCUGCAGAAAUGGAUACUGUGCUCGACCACUUGCGAACGCUACUUACAAACCCAUCCUUCGUGCCUCUCGAGGAAGUCGAGGUUCGCGACGAAGAGAUAUUACGACUUCGGGAAGGCUGGGAGAAGAUGGAAGUGCGUUGGAGGCAGGCAAUUUCGAUGAUGGAUGGCUGGCACAAGCGGAUAUUAGAUGGAGGUGACUCGAUAGAUCUUGACGAGCUACGAAAGGGUAUGAGUCUGGAUUCGGGACUGGGCAGAUCAAUAGCUGAUGAUCCCUCACCGCUGUAUGACGAAGACAAUGAGUUGAGAGAUGACGACCAAGAAGUAGCAAAAAAGGAAGAAGAAGAGGCCGUUGAGCCUCAGACGAAGAUAUUGAAGCCUACGCUAGCUAAACCUCCUAUUCGAGCACUGGGUGAGCGAAACAACAAUCGGAAGUCGAGGGCAUCGAAUCGUAAAGUCUCUUUCUACGAAGAAGCAAUGGAUGUGGAAUCCGAUCAGCCAAGCGACAAAGAUGAAUCCCUUCAGGUUAAGGCACAUGCGUCCGAAACAGCCACACAGCGAUCAUCUCCGAGACAAUCUUCUCAAAUCCUGCAAAAGCCAAAACUCUCUAUACAAGAGAAGCUAGCUGCUGUCGAAGCCGAAGCAAAAGAAGCAGCGGGUGAUGUUGCCGCGCAUGUCUCGAAGAAAAGAGGUCGAAAUAAACCCGAUCUGGGCAAGAAGAUCAGAGGUCGUCGACGAAGUACACUUACGAAUGAUGAACUGGACCAAUUACUCAGUGGUCCAAGUGAACAAUGACUUUGCAGUCAAUGUUUGAAGUUUUUCAGCAGGAAAGCAUCAGUUCAUAUUGCUUGAUUGUAAUUUAUGUUCACGGCUGCAUUUGGAUGAGUAGUUUGUUUGAUACCCGGGUUAGCUAUCUCGUUUCCUUGUUUUUAUUGUCAAUCUUGUCUCCCAUGCAUUGGCCAUAAUAUCGCGACUCGAACUCCCUGAAACAAACUAAGAUAGCAUUCUUCUGAGAU